GUCAUGUGGAAGUCACCUCAUUAAAUACCAAAUCCCUCUGUGUUGCUGAUGAACUUCUGUGUAUUAAGUAGUAAGACAGCAAAAAAAGUCUGUGUGACACGUAAAAGAAAGCAAAAAAUUUGGUAUGACACACGGGAACUAAUGCAACAGCUAAGUAUGUCAAACAGAGUACAGUACUGCUGACCUGACGGAAGUUAUUACAGUGCUAUUCGAGAGAAACCACCACCAAACUUCGCAAUUUUUGAGUUGCAUCCUACCCUGGUUUACUCAAUAUUAAGAGUUAUGGUACCUAAUGGAAUAAUAGUCAUAUUGAUACUGUAUUCAAUAUUUGGUUGUUACUGUCAGGAUUGCAGCUUGGUAAACAUUUGCUACAAGAGUGAAGAGCGUAUCCUCGACAGGUUCCAGAAGUCUGUAUGUGUGUGCCCAUAUGCACCAUGCAUCCCCCUAUCCAAUCCUUGUCCUGGAUAUUUAAAUAUUCAGUUUGACGGCAUAGCGACUGGAACUUCACUUCCGGCUGGAAUAUUCAAGGAAUGGGGUGAUUUGAAUGCCAUCAGUAUCCAUCAAGGACCGCCUGUCAAUAUCACAAAGGAAUUAUUCCAAUCACAACGACCACAUCUCACGAUACUAGAACUGGACACAUUUUCAAUUGAACAUAUUGACGUGGGCGCUUUUGAAGGAUUUCGUAAUCUUGAAUUUCUGGAUAUCAGACCGUUUAAAAUUAACAUAAUUCGAAGGAACACCUUUCGUGGUCUGAAUUCAUUAAGAGUGCUAAAAUUAUACAGUGGAAAUCUGACGGUGGUUGAAUCUGGUGCAUUUAAUGGUUUAAGUAAUUUAAAAAGACUUUGGUUAUCAAACAACCACAUUGACCGCAUACAGAAGGGAUUAUUUGACAAUCUUGUUCAACUUGAAGAAUUGAAAUUAUCAUUCAACAAAAUACACCACAUUGAUCCAUUUGCUUUUUCAAAGUUAUCAAACCUCCACACAUUGGAAUGCUGGGAUACCAAGUUGAGGAAACUUUCGCCUGAAAUGCUUGAUGGCUUGAAAUUUAUAAAAAAACUGAAUUUUGGUAAAAAUAUGAUUAGUAGGAUAGAAACUGGCACUUUUGCAGAAAUGCCUUAUUUGGAGCAUUUACUACUGUCCAAAAAUAACUUAACAACGUUCUCCUUAAUUGAUCUACACCUACCACUUCCUGGACUAAUGACCCUUGACCUUCAGUUCAACCAGAUUGAAGAUAUUUUAUUUCCAACUAAUACCAAAGAACCUUUGUUAGCAAACCUGACAAAGUUCAUAUUGAAUAGAAACCAAUUGGGGGCUGUCCCUAGAUUUAUCCUGGACUAUGCUCCAGUCAUGAGCUCCGGAUUUGCACCAGUGCCAAUCAGUUGCGAAUGUUUUGAAGUUACAAAUGCCACAAAUUCACAAGAUUCAAUAAAUUUGGUGCCAUCAAUGUCGUGCCCCCAAACAUGUUUUCUACCGACCAUUGACUGCACCCCAUCACUAGUAGAGCUAAAAAGCCUUUGGCGUCCGCCCACUAUCAUUAUCACUUGUAAUGUAACAGGGAAUCCAACGCCAAGUGUUACGUGGAAGAGGCCUAAUGGAAGAGUCAUCCUAGGGGACUACAAUCCUUGGGAGGGGGUAACCAAUCUAUACAUAAGCAAUAUUGAACUGCCUGACACUGGCAAAUAUGUAUGUCAAGUUGAAAACACGGCUGGCACAGCACAAUCAUCAACUUCAAUCAACUUUUUAGAAUCUGCAGCUGUGGCACACAUGCACAAUUUACUCUUACUUUGGAUGACAACAAUAAUACUUGUUAUUAUCCAAUAGCAAAAUUGCCUUCUUAUAGAACGAGUAUACAGAAUAUUUAUUUUGCAAGACAUUUUGAACUUAGAGAGAAAUGAUUAUUGACACAUUAUGGAUCUAUAAAUUUCAAAUACUCUUAUCUUUGAUAAUUAUGUAUCCUUGUUAAAUGUAUAGUAUCGUGUAUUCUACAUGUAUUUGCAUGUAGAAAUCAAUUGUCUAUGCAGUCCAUUUUAGGCAAAAAUUCAAAACUAUGAUUUUUGUUAUCCAAACAGCAACUACUUACUCUCAAAGCUGAAACAUGUAUUAAGUUAUGGGGACUGGUGGGCAAAGUGCAGCCCACAAGCCACAUACAGCCCUACAGAAAUUUUGUUGCAGCCAGCAAAAAUAUAUCAAAAACCCAAGAGUGUAAAUUCCACCUAACAAUUUGCUGUUAUGGUCUAAUAUAAAGGUAACAUUAAAACUGAGCAGAAAGGGGUGUAAAGCAGUGAGCGAACGUUUUAUAAGCACAAUGGAAACACCCAAAUUUUACCAUAUCAGCCCCUUCAGUGUUAAAUCAUUAGUUCGCUGGGGCUUGGCCCUCUGAUCCAUCUGUAUGCCCCUUACCUUGGGGAUUGCUACAAAUUAUCAUAUGUGAUCAGCUCUGGAAAAAGCUGUGGUUUGUCGCAAUUUUUAAUUUCACACAAGCACCCAAAAUGUUUGAAAAGCAGAAUUUUGAGCAUUUUUAUGUUUUUUUUUGCAUUUUAUAAAAGAAAAUAUUAAAGAACAUUUCUAAAAAACAUCAAUCAC
Molecule: messenger RNA, 2583 nt
Organism: Anneissia japonica
Lineage: Eukaryota; Metazoa; Echinodermata; Crinoidea; Comatulida; Comatulidae
Product: leucine-rich repeats and immunoglobulin-like domains protein 2
Exons: 2
Coding region: 283-1821 (512 amino acids)
Molecular function (GO): protein binding
Source: RefSeq, a predicted model, not a curated record